Pangasianodon hypophthalmus (striped catfish) is the source of this 2079-nucleotide messenger RNA. It is a transcript of the gene lhfpl5b, whose product is annotated as LHFPL tetraspan subfamily member 5b. The coding region runs from base 233 to 901 and encodes 222 amino acids. The transcript has 2 exons. Gene Ontology annotation, cellular component: plasma membrane. Lineage: Eukaryota; Metazoa; Chordata; Actinopteri; Siluriformes; Pangasiidae. The record is from RefSeq and is a predicted model, not a curated record. Gene Ontology annotation, biological process: detection of mechanical stimulus involved in sensory perception; sensory perception of sound.
UCUCAUCGGUCACUUUUAAAUUGAAGAUACAUCCCUGUACCAGAUCUCCUGAGAGUGUAACAGUAGGCAUUAAGGGGGAAAAAAAGACAUCAAAGAAUCAACCUGGUAUCUGUAGUAGUGGAUUUUUUGUAGAGUAGCUUUGGCAAGAUAAGGGUUUUGCUGAAUUUUUGUUAGCUAGUUACAGGUGUUUUGGUUUCCGCAUCUUAUUGGACGGCUCUAAGUCAUUAUCAACAUGGAGAAAAUGCUUCCUGCCACAGAGGCGGUCAAAAUCUACCAGACAAACUACGUGAGAAAUGCCAGAGCAAUUGGUGUCUUGUGGGCAAUUUUCAGCAUCUGCUUUGCCAUCAUCACAGUGGUGGUGUUCAUUCAGCCCUACUGGAUUGGCGACAGUGUCAACACACCACAGUCUGGCUACUUCGGGCUCUUCUACUACUGCAUAGGCAACCCCAUCACCUCAGAGCUUGUCUGCAAGGGCAGUGUGCUUGACUUUAACUCCAUUCCGUCCGGGGCAUUUAAGACUGCCAUGUUCUUUGUGGGAAUCGCAAUGCUGCUUAAUGUGGCCACCAUGGUCUCCUUCAGUCUCUUCUUCUUCUGCAGCACAGCCAGUGUGUACAAGAUAUGUGCAUGGAUGCAGACCUCAUCAGCUGCGCUGUUGGUGAUGGGCUGUAUGAUUUACCCUGAUGGAUGGGACUCUCCUGAGGUAAAGCGGAUGUGUGGCGAGCGGACAAGUAAGUACACACUGGGGAACUGCACAGUGCGCUGGGCCUACAUUCUAGCCAUCAUCUGCAUCCUGGAUGCCCUCAUGCUCGCGCUUGUGGCCUUCACACUGGGAAACCGCCAGGACAAACUGCUGCCUGAUGAAUUCGAACUGGACUCAGGGGAAGGUAAGAUGAAGAAGUAAACAAUUAUUUAGAAAAACUAUUGGUGAGCUUGGGCACUUGAUUUAAAGUGUGUCUCACUGCUAAAAUCAGACUAGACGAUAAAAUUCAUAAAGCUAGAAUUUUCCAGUGUAACGUGUUUGGAUUAUAUGAUAAGCAUUGCUUAAAUUCAGUAUUUACACCGAUCAGCCAUAUCAAUAUUGCCAUUGCAUUAUCCUGCUGAAAGGCCACUGCUAUAAAUGAAUACCAUUGCCAUGAUGGGGUGUACUUGGCCUGCAACAAUGCUUAUUUAGGUGGUAUGUGUCAGUGUAACAUCCACAUGAAUGCCAGGACCCAAGGUUUCCCAGCAGAACAUUGCCCAGAGCAUCACACUGCCUCUGCCGGCUUGCCUUCUUCCCAUAGUGCAUCCUGGUGCCAUCUCUUCCCCAGGGUACGCGAUGCACACGCAACCGGCCAUCCACCUGAUGUAAAAGAAAACGUGAUCCAUCAGACCACGCCACGUUCUUCCAUUGCUCCAUGGUUCAUGCCCACUGUAGGUGCUUUUGGUGUUGGACAUGGGCACUCUGACUGGUCAGCAUGGGCACUCUGACUGGUCUGCAGCUAUGCAGCAAGCUGUGAUGCACUGUGUCCUGACACCUAUCAUAGCCAGCAUUAAAUUUUUCAGCAAUUUGUGCUACAGUAGCUCUGUGGGAUCAGACCAAUGACCUAUGACGCUGUCGCUUGUUCACCGGUUGUCCUUCUUUGGACAACUUUUGUUAGGUACUAACCACUGCAUACCAGAAACACCCCACAAGACCUGCUGUUUUUUUAGAUGCUCUGACCUAGUCAUCUAGCUGUCACAAUUUCGCCCUUGUCAAAGUCACUCAGAUCCUUACGCUUGCCCAUUUUUCCUGCUUCCAACACAUCAACUUCAAGAACUGACUAGUUGCUUGCUGCCUAAAAUAUCCCACCCACUGACAUGGGGCCAUUGCAAUAAGAUAAUGUUAUUCACUUCACCUGUCAGUGGUUUUAAUGUUAUGGCUGAUCAGUGUAAAUUGCUGAAGCUAGGUACAUAAUUCAAUAUUUGAAUUUAUAAUUCAAAGAAAAGUCACAAAAUAUACAAAACCUAUAUAUACACACAAAGUUUUGGCUUCAAAAACAUAAUGACAACUUAAUUCUUUGUCACUACAGGAAAGGCCUGAAUCCAAAAGCUGUUCUGACA